This is a messenger RNA of Syzygium oleosum, 1733 nucleotides long. RefSeq names its product protein phosphatase 2C 37. Gene Ontology annotation, biological process: protein dephosphorylation. Gene Ontology annotation, cellular component: nucleus; cytosol. The coding region runs from base 234 to 1475 and encodes 413 amino acids. NCBI's taxonomy places the organism in Eukaryota, Viridiplantae, Streptophyta, Magnoliopsida, Myrtales, Myrtaceae. The record is from RefSeq and is a predicted model, not a curated record. Gene Ontology annotation, molecular function: cation binding; protein serine/threonine phosphatase activity. The transcript is spliced from 4 exons.
AAGCCUCCAUCGUUAAUGGGUCCUCCAUUUCCCUGAAAACAGAUCUCUCCGUAUCUCUCUCUCUGUCCCCUUCGCUUGCUGCUUCUGUUGCUUCUCUCUAUUCAUCCUCUAGGGUUUCGUUCCGCCUUCAGGAGCUAGCGAAGCUAGAACUCGAUCGAAGCUGUGGUCGGAACUUGAGGUGGGUCGGUUUGGUUUGUUCAGUCGAUCGGGAGUUGAGAUAUAUAAUUCUUGUAAUGGCUGGGAUUUGCUGCGGCGUGGUCGGGGAGAGCGAGCCGUCGGCUCCCGUGGAGCCCAGCUCCCGGGGCUCGAGGCUGCGGAUCCUGGAGCCUCGACCGUUCAAGUUCGUCGCCGACGUGGCCGUGCCGCCGCCUUCCUUGGAGAGCGGCCGCAAGAGGCCGAGGAUCGAGGUGUUGCUCGACGAGGAAGUGGAGGCCCGCGAGCCGCGGAAGGCCAGGGUGGAAGAGGAGAAAGGGAAAGGCGCGAGCGAGAUCAAGGUCGCGAGGGCGGACGGGUCGUCGAAUUCGAGGGAGAACCUGCAAGUCGAGCCGCGGGAGUGCCCGAAGUUCGGGUUGACUUCGGUCUGUGGCCGGAGAAGGGACAUGGAAGACGCCGUUUCCGUCGAACCUUCGUUAUGCAGCGAAAGUCCGCAGAAACCUAAGGGUUUGCACCUUUUCGGCGUCUUCGACGGCCACGGUUGCUCUCAUGUUGCUAUCAAGUGUAAGAAGAGGCUGCACGAGAUAGUGAGGGAGGAGAUCGGAAACUACAACAAGGAGUCCUCGGUGCAGUGGAAAGAGGCGAUGGAGCGAAGCUUCGCCAGGAUGGACAGCGAGGUGCAGGAGUGGAGCGACGUGGCCAAGACCUCGAACUGCCGGUGCGAGCUCCAGACUCCGCAGUGCGACGCCGUCGGAUCGACGGCCGUCGUUGCGAUCGUCACGCCGGACAAGAUCAUCGUCUCCAACUGCGGCGAUUCGCGCGCCGUCCUCUGCCGCAACGGCGUCGCCAUACCCCUCUCGUCCGAUCACAAGCCGGAUCGACCGGACGAGCUGGAGCGGAUCCAAAACGCCGGCGGCCGGGUGAUCUACUGGGACGGCGCGCGCGUCCUCGGAGUCCUUGCCAUGUCGCGGGCCAUCGGUGACAACUACUUGAAACCGUACGUCGUACCCGACCCAGAGGUGACGAUAAUGGACCGGACGACCGAGGACGAGUGCCUGAUCCUGGCCAGCGACGGGCUCUGGGACGUGGUCUCCAACGACACGGCCUGCGGGGUGGCCCGGAUGUGCCUGCGGGCGCAGAGGCCGCCCUCCCCGCCGCGGUCGCCCAUCUCCGACCUGGCGGUGGGCGCCAACGCGGAGAGCUCGGACAAGGCCUGCUCCGACGCCUCGAUACUGCUGACGAAGUUGGCGCUGGCGAGGCACAGCACGGACAACGUGAGCGUCGUGGUGGUCGAUCUGAAGAGAGACCGACGACAACAAUAGUCGAGCGCCGCUCCUUUGCCCAUUUUGCUUUAAUAAUUAGCCCCGUAUUGAUAUUUUACUACAGCUUGUAGAUGGACCGUGGAGUGACCCGAAGAAAAUGGCGGAGGCUCUCUAAAGAGGAGGAGGAGAGAGAUUUCAAGUUCUUCCGAACUGUAACUAAAGCUCUUAAAAGUAGGAUUGUAAUUGUUUUUCACAUCAGGCGAAUGACAAAAUGGCAAUUUACCCGAGUGAAAUCCUUAAUUAAAGUUUAAAUUUAAA